CAGGAGAGCAGGUUCUCCCCGUGCCUCCCGUUGCUGCUGAGCCCAGCCCAGCGCCGGGCGCUCCCGGAGCAGUUCCUGCAGAGAUCCCAACUGGAUUUCCUUCCCUUGAGAGGAAUCCCGGAUGUUUCUGGAGCUUUCCUGGAKCCUUGGCACAUCCCUGAAGCCCCAUCCCUGYGGGAUCCAGCCCRUCCCUGUGAACUCUGCACRUCACCCCAACAUUCCCAUCCACCCSGAGCUGCWCCCCAAAGCUGCUCUGGAGAGCUCCUGGGGAGCCAGGAGGGACAUGGGGACAGGGAUGGUGACACUGAGCAAAYCAGGGGGGAUCCAGCAAACCCCAGUGCAGAGGAAAGGCUGGAAAAUGGGCUGGAAUGGGGAUCUUCCCAUCACAAACAGCCCUGGAGCAUGGCUGGGGAUAAUGGACAUCCCUCCCUUGGCAGGGACAGCCCUGCUGCUGCUUUGGAGCUUCCAGAGCAGUGUCCAGGGCAGGAGGGAUCCUCAUCCUCAGGAAACUCCUCCUAUAGAACAACCCUGACCAAAAUCUCGGAGAAAAGUGAGAGGGGCAUGUGGGAGGAGAAGGUGAAAGUGCUUUGGAGUGAGGCAGGRGCUCUGGAGAAGCAGGAGAAGGGAGAGGAGGUGCCUGAGCUCUGUUUGGCAGAUCAUUUCUCUGCUGGAUUGAGGAAAGACCUUUCCAAAGAGUCAGGAGCUCAGGAUGUGUCUGGUGCAGAGAAUCCUGAGCCAGGCCAGGGGAUGGUGGAGGGACAUGGAGGAGAACCAGGGCAUGGAAUGAUGGGGGGAUGUGGAGGAGAACCAGGGCAUGGAAUGGUAGGGGGACAUGGAGGAGAACCAGGCCAGGGAAUGGUGAGGAAACAUGGAGGGGAACCAGGCCAUGGAAUGGUGGAGGAAUAUGGAGGAGAGCCAGGGCAGGGAAUGGUGAGGGAUCAUGGAGAAGAACCAGGCCAUGGAAUCCUGUUUGGACAAGGAGGAGAACCAGGCCAUGGAAUGGUGCAGGGACACAGAGCAGAACCAGGCCAUGGAAUGGUGGAGGGACACAGAGCAAAGCCAGGCCAUGGAACACUGAGGGAACAUGGAGGAGAACCAGGCCAUGGAAUGGUAAGGGAUCAUGAAGGAGAACCAGACCAUGGAAUGGCGGAGGAACACAGAGCAGAGCCAGGCCAUGGAAUGAUGGAGGAACAUGGAGAAGAGCCAGGCCAUGGAAUCCUGCAGGGACAUGGAGAAGAACCAGGCCAUGGAAUGGUGGAGGGACACAGAACAGAACCAGGCCAUGGAAUCCUGCAGGGACAUGGAGAAGAACCAGGCCAUGGAAUGCUGAGGGAACACAGAGCAGAGCCAGGCCAUGGAAUGGUACAGGGACACAGAACAGAACCAGGCCAUGGAACUCUGGAGGGACACGGAGCAGAACCAGGCCAUGGAAUGGUGCAGGGACAUAAAGGAGAACCAGGCCAUGGAAUGAUGUACCUGCGGAACCUGGGCAUCGAGCAGUCCCCUGGCACCAUCCUGGCACCCUUCGUGCCCCGGGGCCCCGUGCGGGAGCGGGAGCUGUCCCCGUGA
Malurus melanocephalus (red-backed fairy wren) is the source of this 1569-nucleotide messenger RNA. RefSeq lists its product as uncharacterized. The record is from RefSeq and is a predicted model, not a curated record. The coding region runs from base 403 to 1569 and encodes 388 amino acids. The transcript is spliced from 4 exons. Lineage: Eukaryota; Metazoa; Chordata; Aves; Passeriformes; Maluridae.